AUGGCAUCAGCUCGUAACUUUCAAUUUACGAUAGGUUCUAAUACCUCUGGUUAUCACGCCGGCGGAAAGUCGAAUCUUAACAAUGCAGAACAUCAUUUAUUUGAUUUUAAAGCUGUUUCUUCAUCCACAGAUAACCAUCAGUUGAAUGAAAAGGAUAGGGUCCAAAUCAACCAGAGUAACUUUAUAGACGAAAGUUUUGUUGAUUACUCAAAGUUUUACACAGAUCCUUUAGUAAAAUUUGAGCAAUCAUAUAUAGCUGAAAAGGAGGAGGAAGUGGAAAAAUUACAACAUACGUUACAAAAGAUUGACGACCUGGUGAUUAGAAAGAUGAAUUACCUGAAUGAUGCCAUGGAAAUUUAUGAUGAUGUUAACACUGAUGCGACUACGGAAGUGAUAGAUCAACUUCAAGAAGAUUUGAUAAAUUAUGAUAGUGACGAAUGUAAUUCCGAAUCAAUUCAUCCCGUCAAGAGAAGAAAAAAUGAAAGUGAUCAUACGAUAUCAAUUAAAAAGCACAAAUGUGACGAGCCUGGAUGCAACAAGUUUUUCAGUACAAAGAGUAAUUUAAAGGUUCAUCAACGUUCUCAUACUGGCGAAAGACCUUUUAAAUGUAAAGAAGAUGGAUGUACAAAGACCUAUACCACUUCACAUGGAUUAAGAAUUCAUGAACGAAGUUAUCAUGGAGAGAAACCUUUCUCUUGUGAUGAGCCCGGAUGCAAUAAAUCAUUUGGCACGGAAAUUAAUUUGACGAUUCAUAAACGUUCUCACACUGGCGAAAGACCAUUUAAAUGUACGGAAUCAGGUUGUGCGAAAUCCUAUACUACUUCACAUGGAUUAAAGGUACAUGAAAAAAAUCAUAAUGGGGAGAAGUCCUACGUAUGCGAUGAGACUGGAUGCGAAAAAUCAUUUUUUACAUCAAGUAGUUUACAAGUUCAUAAGUGUAUGCAUUCAAAGGAUAGACCUCAUGCAUGUGAUGAACCAGGUUGUACAAAGACAUUCAAACGUUCUGAUGAUUUAAAAACUCACAAACGUAAACAUACGGGAGAUUUGUAUUUCAAGUGUGAAUUUGCUGAAUGUUAUAAGAAAUUUUCUAAAAUGAGUCACCUACAAAAUCAUCGAAGAGUUCAUACAGGAGAAAGACCUUAUGAAUGUAAAGAUUGUGGCAAGAGAUUUAGUCAAUUAGGCAAUUUGCAAAUUCAUGAAAAAACCCAUUCUGAUGAGAAACCAUUCAUUUGUGGAGUGACUGAAUGUAAUAAGGCUUUUACUUUAUUGGGGAAUUUAAAGAAACAUCAAAGCACUCAUUCGGAAGAUAAACCGUUUAUUUGUGAUUUUCCUGGAUGUGACAAGACUUUCAAAAGGUCUGAUGUUUUAUUUAGACACAAGAAAAAUCAUGAUCUGGAGAAAAUCUAUUCUUGUGAAGAGACAGGUUGUAGGAAAUCAUUCACAAAUCUUACAAGAUUACAAACGCAUAAAUAUACACAUUUAGAUGAAAAGCCAUGGAAAUGUGAAGAACCAGGAUGCGGUCGAAUGUUCAGUAGAAUGAACGAUUUAAGAACUCAUCAGAGAUUACAUACCGGAAAUAAAUUAAUGGUUUGUUGCUAUCCGGAAUGUGGAAGAAAAUUUACUCAUUCGGGUCAUCUAAAGGAUCAUGAGAGGUCUCACACCGGAGAGAGACCUUUUCUAUGUGAUCAUCAGGGGUGUUUAAAAGCAUUUACUACUGCAAGCAGUUUGCAAAGACAUAAAAGGAAACACUUUGAUGAUUAUAUUAAUUCCAUUCAUACAAGUGCUAUCUAUGUAUGA
Funneliformis geosporum is the source of this 1797-nucleotide messenger RNA. Lineage: Eukaryota; Fungi; Glomeromycota; Glomeromycetes; Glomerales; Glomeraceae. The record is from the annotation of a GenBank genome assembly.